GGUGGGAGGACAGCGAUGGCGCCGUCGCUGCUGCUGCUGCUCCUGCCGCUGCUGGCGGCCGCCGCCGUGUACCUGUGCUGCGUGCGGCGGCACACGGGCAGCGCGGGGGCCCUGCUGCUCCGCCGGGAGCCGCGCCGGGCCGGGGCACCGAGCCCGCCCCGGGACAUCUGGGCCCCGCGGCUGAGCGGCGCCGGGCUGCGCCUCUUCGUCCAUGUGGCCAACACGGCUUUUGGACAGAUCUGCUUAUUGCCAUUCUUAAUGAGACUGAACAACUUCUCGCUUAUGCGUUCACUUGACAUUCAUGAAGAUCCCACGUUUAUCCCAGAGGUUGCUGCGGAGGUUACAGGAGACAAGUCUGAGGCUAAAAGCACUUCAGAUAUUAUCAAGCAGCUGAUAGAUGCAAGGUCUGAUUCUGCUAGGAAUGGGUUUAGCUUCAAAGGGAUCAAAGAUUAUCUGGAGUGCUACCGGAGUGGGAAGCUGACGCCAUCUCAGGUAGCCAAGAACAUCAUUGCUAUGCUGGAGGACUGCGACAAAUCCACGCCCCCGCUCAGAGCAAUAGUGCAGUGGGACCGGGAGCAAAUAAUGCUGAUGGCUGAGGCCUCCACUACUCGUUACAGGAAUAAAUGUACCCUGUCUUAUCUGGAUGGCAUCCCAGUGUGUCUGAAAGAAGAGCUCAAAGUGGUACCUUACCAUCACCGAGCGGGAACAGUGUAUCUUGGGACAGAGCCAGAAACAGAAGAUGCUACUGUGGCCAAGAAGUUGCGAGAGGCUGGGGCUAUCAUUAUUGGGGUCUCAAACAUGCAUGAACUAGGGACUGGAACAACUGGAUGCAACCCUAAUAGGUACCACAAGAUCCCUAGGAAUCCCUACAAGCCUAACCACUUCACAGGUGGGAGCUCCAGUGGAUCAGCAGCAGCUGUGGCAGCAGGUCUCUGCCCGGUGGCUAUUGGCACAGAUGGAGGAGGCUCUGUGAGGAUUCCUGCUUCAUUCUGUGGUGUGGUGGGGCUGAAAGGUACAUUUGGGCGCAUCAGUUGUCAUGGCAGCUUGCCACUCUCCUACUCCACAGUCAGCAUAGGCCCUAUCUGUACGUCAGUGGCAGAUGCAGCCAUUGUUUACAGUAUCCUUGCUGAGCCAGACCCACUCUAUCCAUAUGGACUAAAACAGCCCAAAGCAACCCUAUCUGAUAUGUGUGCUCCUGACCUGAAAGGCUUAAAUCUGGGAGUGGACUGGACAUUUUUUAAGGCAUGUGAUGCUGAAGUCCUGUCCAUCUGCGAGAAAGCGGUGGAGCACCUGCAGAGUUUGGGAGCCAAUGUGGUUGAAGUCUCUCUUCCAGAGAUGGAGGAAGCUCGAGUAGCACAUGUAAUCUGCAUUCUCAGUGAGAUGAGAGACUUCCUGCAAUCUGACUUCAAUAAACAUUUCCAGGAAAUGAAUUUGGACACUCGCGCUAACCUGGCCUUGGCUUGCCAGUUCACAGCUCUGGAUUAUAUUACGGCAAACCGGCAGAGAACUCGGAGCAUGGGAUUUUUGCGAGAGAUCUUCAGCACUGUGAACUGUAUCCUCACACCAGCUGUUCCUUGCACUGCCCCAAGAAUUUAUGAAUCUGACCUCUUGACUGGGUGCAGCGAUAUGUCCUUCACAGUCCAGUCCAUGAGGUUCAUGCAGCUUGGUAACUUCACUGGGAUACCAGGCAUUGUGGUCCCCAUUGGAUAUUCUACUGCUGGGCUUCCUAUCAACCUCCAGGUCAUGGCAAAAUGGUGGGAUGAAGCUGUUCUUCUGAGGAUUGGCCUAAAGCUAGAGCAGUUCCGUUCCCAGACCAAAAAACCAUCCAUUUAUUAUGACAUCCUCGCAUGACAGAGUGACCAAGUUAGGGAUUAAGUCUUUUUUUUUUCCCUAGUCUGACCUGACCAAGUAUUAAGAGUGGACUUGUUUUCAAUGUUUAUCUGAAAGGCUUAGUAGCAGGCUCAUUUGAGGAAUGGGGAUGAACCACUGAUCUAAGCAGGCACUGAUGGUGAGCAGACACAACUUCUGCUCCCUGCUUGUCAGAUGGCCUAGUUUAUACUAGGGAGACCAAAUGUGCUAGUUCCUUGCUUUGUUUUUGCAGGGGAAGCUGCAACUAUCUUCUGCAAUUUCUUCCCACAUAGGGGUCCUGUGUACAGAUGGAAGACAAUUGCAUCUACAGGACUGCAUGCAGGUAGUUCAUACUACUGUACAUGGAAAGGUACAAUCUCUAGGCCUUAAACCUUCCAAUGGAACUUCUCCUGCUCUAGGAUAUAACAAAGGUCCUGUUUUUGAAGGGGAAGGGCAGCGAAUAAUGCCUAGCUCUCUUGGAAUGAGGAGGCUCUUAACACACCUGCAAUCAGGCAGUGUUUGUUUUGGCCCUGUACUUAGUCCCUCAGAGCAAAGCAGAAAUCCCAUAGGUACGGAAGUGUCACUGUGCUUGUCCCUCAUACUGCCAACACUGUGGGUGUGCUCACUGCCUGAGAGUCCUGCCUGCCUUCAGCCUUGCGUGGAAGGGAAGGAAAAAUCAGAGCAGGAAAAAUCAGAGCAGGAACCCUCAUUAACUCUGACCCAAACCCCUGUUUCAGGGUUCUGGCUUUCCUUUGCGUAUCUCUAUUUCCCAAGCUAAGACCUGGUGAGUCUCUUUUCUCCCUCUGGUUGCUUGAGUAUAAACCUACUAUCAUUUAGAUGUCCAAACGGAAGAAACUACUUGAUAAUGCAGAGAAAGUACUGUUCUAAGAGUGCUGAGGCAGCUAUUAGAAACAGCUGAAAUUUGUAGGAAAUGCUACUGUUGCUUGGAAGGAAAGAAGCAGCAGAAAGUAGUUGCAGUUUCUCCCAAACUCAGUAGAGUUUUGGGGUUUUUUUUCCCCAUACCUAUCCACUGUUUAACCAUAGCUAGCUCUUUACUAAUGGCUGAAGUUAAGUCAGAUGGCAUCUGAAUGGAAGAACUUGCACUACCAUCUCCUUAAUUACCUGAGUUAAAGCAUCAACUCCUACCAUCAGCUGUCACCAGCAUCCACAGUUAAAUUAAUUACAUGGUUGACACUGUCUUUGACCUUUAAUUCCUCUGCGAUACUGCCAAAAGUGUUUGUUCUCUAGAUUCUAGUACAGUUUUAUGAGGAAUGGUUUAAAAGCAAAGUAUUUCCUCUGUUAUUAACCAUAAGUUAUUAAACACUGUCAACAUACCUUAGAGUGAAACACUGCUGAAAUGUUAGCAAUAAGGGAGGUGGUAAAUGUUUGACAAGAAUAAAUUUCUGCAAGGAACAGUACUGCUUGAAGAAAAUAGCUGAAUAUUCCUAAUUCUAUGCUAUUGCUCAAGGGCAUAAAGAUGGAUGUCUAAAAUAUUCAUUUACCAUCCUGCUAGGUGAAUCUAUUUAUUUCAAAUCCAUUCUGAAAUUAUUUACUACCCUAAAAUUAUGAUUUGAAUGUUUAGUUCAUUCCCUUGGCAUAGAGAGGGAGCUCAAGUUGCUGGGAGAGGCUAAAGUAAAUAGUUCAUUAUUUUUAAAAAACAAUACUUGCAUCCUGCUAACAGUGGGAAGAAAGAACUAAGAGUUUUUACUGACUGACAGUAACUUAGUCACUCUUUUCACACACUGCUUCCUGCCUUUGCCUAAACGUAUCUCAUCAGUGCACAUUUUCAAUGCAAGACUUUCCUGGUAGUGAGGUUACCAAAAUAAACUUUACUUAUCUAUGUGAAA
Messenger RNA from Pseudopipra pipra, 3695 nucleotides. RefSeq lists its product as uncharacterized. The record is from RefSeq and is a predicted model, not a curated record. Bases 16 to 1851 code for a protein of 611 amino acids. Gene Ontology annotation, molecular function: catalytic activity. The transcript is spliced from 20 exons. Lineage: Eukaryota; Metazoa; Chordata; Aves; Passeriformes; Pipridae.